This is a messenger RNA of Cyprinus carpio (common carp), 1875 nucleotides long. RefSeq names its product protein rapunzel. Bases 180 to 863 code for a protein of 227 amino acids. The transcript has 3 exons. The record is from RefSeq and is a predicted model, not a curated record. Lineage: Eukaryota; Metazoa; Chordata; Actinopteri; Cypriniformes; Cyprinidae.
UGACGUUCAUCAAAAGUAAACCUACUGGCGAACGAGAAAUCUCUGAAAGCAACCCAUGAACAUUAAGCCAGUCUGAACUUGGAAAGAAAAGAAAACAAGAUCUUCAUUUGGGACGUCCAGUAUCUCACUGCAACGUGAACUAAACGAUAAGACUGUCCUACAAUCUUCCUCCGGACACAAUGGCUGACCAUGAGAUAUUUGAUGACCCAGAGAAGCUGAAGAGGGGUCUAGUGAAGGUUCUGGAAUGUGUGGCCACCAUCUCAUCUGCAGCAGCGGUGGUCAAUCCCAUCUUCGGCGUGGCUGGUUCUCUCAUCCGGGUGGUGCUGCACCACGUGGACGAUGAAGACAUUCAGAAACUCAGACGUGAGUUUGGCAGCGUGAAUCGAGCCCUGGACGAAAUCUCACAGCAGAACCGUCAAGCCCUGCUGCAAAUCCGGAAGGAAACGGUGGACAAACAGUACCACGAGGUAGAAGAAAACAUUCGCAAUCAGUUCCGCAAAUUCAUGGAGAUCGUGGAGGCCAAACCUGAGCAAGUGCAACGCAAGAAGGAUGAUUUCGUAGAGAGUUUCAUCAAUGAUAAAGAUGACCAGAACAUGUACACGCUUUACGAAGGCGUGAUGGGGAAGCGCAAACUCUUCAGCCAGCCCAUCCUAGACGUCUACAUGAAGCAUUCACAGGGUGACCAGCGCGUCAUGGAAAACCUCUGCACUCGACUCGCGUACCUGUUCUGCAUCGGUUUCAUCGCUCUGAUGGGCUACUACGGCAUCCUGGGGGAUGAUCUGGAAUCCCGAAACGAAGAGUGGGAAGAGAAUAUGAGGAACGUGCAGGAGAAAAUGCAGGAGGUGCUGAGGAGAUGCAAGUGAUCGGGAAACCUUUCUGCACAACCACGCUCUUUAUUGUCUUCGUGCUUUGCCUGUUUUCUCUUACUCUAAUAGAUUUCAUCAACCUGCAGUAGUAUCUUCCUGAUGAUCGCAGGUCAUGCUGAAGUGUACACAAUCAUUUCCUCUAAUCUAGUUGUUUUUUGUUUGUAUUUUUAAUCACACAAUCACAUUUCUUCAUGCCUUGCACCAGUUUAACACUACAUGACAAAGAUAUUUCACACUAAUCUACAGAAUGCUGGUUGUGGUUAUAUAAAUAUUAUAAGCAUUCGUAAGCAGUGUCAUCUUGGAAAUUGUUUUAAAAGCUUCAAGACUACAUGAUGAACAACUUGUUUCCUGAAUAAAUACAAAGUAUAUACAGUUAUAAAAUAUAAUCUAUAAAAUAUAAUCUAUCUAUCUAUCUAUCUAUCUAUCUAUCUAUCUAUCUAUCUAUCUAUCCAUAAAUGUUGCAAAAUAAAGAGCAUACAAUUUACUAUCUGUGCAUACUAAGAUUGAAAUUUCUCUCUGAAAUGUUCAUGUUUAUGCAGCUUUUUGGCACAUUAGUUACAGAUUUUAGUGUGCAUUUAAUUGUAUCCUGUGUGUCUUAAAUUUUUUUUUUAAUGCCAAUAGAACAGAUUAUCAGAGCGUAUAUUUUAAUAUGAGAGGUGAAAUCUAAACUGAAGGUUAUUUUUUGCAUUCCUUUGGCCCUUUUGUUUUGCAUAAAUUAAAAGAUAAUACUUGAUGUACAGUGCUACAUGUUUAGUCUGACAUGACUGAACUUCAUCUAGAUAAUCGUGUUUGUUUCACAUUCGUUUAUCCAUGAAGCACUGCAAUAUACAUAAAUGUAACUAAAUGAUGUGUUUGUGUGCUUUUUGAAUGUCUCAUGGAUUGGAACACUAUACCUUCCUAAUCAUUAUUAAAUUACUUUUUUUUUUUUAACUCUUUGGAAUGCCAAUGUACUUAUAACGCUGUACAACAUUGUUACAUUUUUCAAUAAAGACACAAGGAAUGAAAAUAA